Molecule: messenger RNA, 1137 nt
Organism: Diaporthe citri
Lineage: Eukaryota; Fungi; Ascomycota; Sordariomycetes; Diaporthales; Diaporthaceae
Exons: 2
Coding region: 1-1137 (378 amino acids)
Source: RefSeq, a predicted model, not a curated record
AUGGCUCCCUCCACCACCGCUGUUGCCCAGAAGGGCGACUUUUCGAUCGAUCCUGACCAGGCAUUGAAAGCGUCCAAGGCGCUCCUGGCCCACAUUAAGAAGACUGCCGAGGAGACUGCCUCAAGUUCGAACAAGAAGAACCUCCUGGAUGCAGCCGAUGGCGACCAGAGCCUUUCUGUGGCCGAGACGCCAGUCUGGCUGACUGUCACCACCAAGCGACACAUCCACGACUCCAAGGCGCUGAAGCCCAACAAGAUCUACCUUCCCCACCCUCUCCAUACCGAUACCGAGUCGACCAUUUGCCUGAUAGUGGCCGAUCCCCAGCGGCACUACAAGAACGUUGUUGCGUCAGAAGAUUUCCCUGAGGAACUCCGAAAGCGCGUCACCAGGGUCAUCGACUACAAACACCUGACUGCCAAAGUCAAGCAAUAUGAGGCCCAGCGCAAACUCCUGGCCGAGCACGACAUCUUCCUCGCGGAUGACCGCAUUAUCAACCGGCUACCAAAGGCGAUCAACGUCUUCUAUAAGUCGACCACCAAGCGUCCGAUACCAGUGGUCUUCCAGAGCAAGAAGCCCAAGGAACAGGGCAAACGGGUGAAGAGAGAUCCCAACGAGGUCAAUUGUCGCCCAGCGUCGGAGGUUGCCGCCGAGAUCCAGAAGGCGAUUGGGGCUGCCCUUGUGAAUCUGUCUCCCUCAACCAACACUGCUGUCAAAGUCGGCUACGCGAGCAUGCAACCGAAGGCAUUGUCCGAAAACAUCAUCAAGGUGGCGAACGAAAUGGCGACCAAAUUUGUGCCAAAGAAAAAGAACGGCGUGAAGAGCAUGUUUGUCAAGGGGCCCGAGACUGUGGCGCUGCCGAUCUGGCAGGACGAGGAGCUGUGGGUGGAUGCAGAGACCGACGUCGUCGCGAAUGGAUCCGAGCAGGCAAAGGCGAUCGAGGCUAGGAAGGAACAGGCUAAUGUUGGAAAGAAGCGGAAGUCAAUAGACGCCGCUUCAGACGAUGAGCCUAAGUCCAAGAAGGCGAAGAAGGAGGCUGUGGUCGAGGGUAACGACGACAAACUCGACAAGCAGAUCGCCGAGCGCAAAUCAAAGCUUCGAAACGCCAAGAAGAAGGCCAAGUCAGCCAUGGAGGAUUGA